Molecule: messenger RNA, 1029 nt
Organism: Aureobasidium musti
Lineage: Eukaryota; Fungi; Ascomycota; Dothideomycetes; Dothideales; Saccotheciaceae
Source: the annotation of a GenBank genome assembly
AUGUCUCACAACAUGGCAACUCCUGAGCAGAAUGCCGAAGCUCUCAACCACUUCAUCUACCUGCCUGUGUCCAAGGACAUGGUAUCUUACUUGGCACUCAAGGCUUCUCAGGUCAUUCGUUGUGACAACACUCCCAUCCACAACAAGGAUCUUCCUCCUACACCACCAAUUACCCCUACUGAGCAAGGCUUCAACCUUUCUCAAGAGCCUGCCCUUCCUUCUGUCGAGCAAUUCAUCCAAUCGCUCGUCGACAGAUCCUCUGUCCAGGUUCCCACUCUCAUGACCACCCUCGUUUACCUCGGUCGUCUGCAACAACGUCUUCCUCCUGUCGCCAAGGGUAUGCGCUGCACAACUCACCGCAUCUUCCUCGCCGCUCUCAUCCUGGCUGCCAAGUCUCUCAACGACUCAUCUCCCAAGAACAAGCACUGGGCUCGUUACACUGCUGUCAAGGGAUACGAAGGCUUUGGCUUCAACCUCGUUGAGGUUAACCUGAUGGAGAAGCAACUUCUCAACCUUCUCAACUGGGACCUUAUUGUCCGUGAGGACGACCUUUACUUCCACCUCGAGCCUUUCCUUGCUCCUAUCAGACUAUGGCAGGCUCGUCAAGCCGAGAAGGCCAAGCGUGCUCAGCUCCGUGAGGAGAUGAUGCAACAGCAACGCCACCUCUCGAUCACUGCCGAGCAAAUGCGUAGAACCUCUCGCACCGACCUCCGUCAAAACCUCUGCGACACACCCAUGAGCCUUGCAAGCUCUCGCAGAUCCUCCCGCAUGCCAUCUCUCUCGCCUCCUAGCCGCGCUCACUCUGUCGUCUCUGCUGCCUCUUCUGUCGCCUCUCCCAGCUCCAUUGUCUCAUCGAUGGACGCAACAUAUGAAGACGUGCCUGUCAGAAUCCAGAGAUACAACAGCGACUGCCCUUCGAUGGUCGAGAUCCAACAACCCAAGCUUUCUCUUGACCACUACGAGCAACCUUCGGCUAAGAAGAUCAGAUCCAACAACAUCUUCUCAAGGUUCCUCUCUACUGCUCAUUAG